Messenger RNA from Alternaria ventricosa, 1149 nucleotides. It is a transcript of the gene NCS2, whose product is annotated as cytoplasmic tRNA 2-thiolation protein 2. The transcript has 2 exons. The record is from RefSeq and is a predicted model, not a curated record. Gene Ontology annotation, cellular component: cytosol. The coding region runs from base 1 to 1149 and encodes 382 amino acids. Gene Ontology annotation, molecular function: sulfurtransferase activity; tRNA binding. Gene Ontology annotation, biological process: tRNA wobble position uridine thiolation. Lineage: Eukaryota; Fungi; Ascomycota; Dothideomycetes; Pleosporales; Pleosporaceae.
AUGCCAGGCAAACACAUUGCUGGUGCCUCUGACGAGCCUUGCAGACGAUGCAAAGACCCUUCAGUUCUUGUUGUGCGCUCCGAGCCGCUUUGCCAUGACUGCUUCGCCCGCUACGUGCAUACAAAGUGCAUCAAGCGCUUGGAAUCGUUUCGCGUUAAUUUUGGAGCAGAGCAGCAACGUAAGAUCCUAGUACCCCUGUCCUUUGGGGUCUCUUCUACCACUCUCCUCCACGUACUGGACCUGCAUCUCAAGACGCAAAAGAGCAAGACUGGUCGUACCGGAUUUGAAAUUAGUGCAAUAUAUAUCGAGGAUCCAGAUCAGAAAGUACAAGCUCCGCAGCUACUCGAUAAGGCUCGCGAGCAAUAUCCGGACCAUCAGUACGCCUCACUGCCGCUGCACGAUGUAUUUCGCCUGGUCCCAGAAGAUGCCUCGAUACGCUCCUUGGUGCCGCAGGACGACCAAAAGGCAGACUUGAGUCCCGAAGAGCAGUUCGUUCACAUGAUCAAUUCUCUCACCUCGGCUACGGCUCGUGCGGACGUGCUCUCUACCCUGAGAACACGGCUGAUCGUAGAGCACGCGAAGUUGGCCGGGUGCGAAAGUAUUCUCUGGGGAGAUAGCACGACCAGGCUCGCUCAAAAGACUCUUGCCGAAACUGCCAAAGGCCGAGGGUUUUCUCUGCCAUGGCAAGUCUCAGACGGAAUGUCGCCCUUUGGUCUCAACUUCCACUACCCACUUCGAGAUGUCUUGAAGAAAGAGCUAGUGUCAUAUACUAAAAUGGCGGAACCCGGACUAUCAGAACUAGUACACGAAACAUCAACAGGCGCUACCCAAGCGUCGACAAGCUCCAAGAAUACUACCAUAGACGACCUCAUGACGCAGUACUUCGAAUCCGUCGAAGAAAACUUCCCAAGCAUCGUUGCAAAUGUGGUACGUACGACAAGCAAGCUCGAAGCUCGCCCCGAUGCUCUCUCAGAUCCGCAAUGCAGCCUGUGCAGCAUGCCUGUAUCUGGCGGCCGCUUUGGCAUACACGGCUGGGGUGGCGAUCAGCAGGAUGGCGAUGACUUCGAAUCCACAAAUAACAGAAGGGAUAUUUGCUAUGGCUGCACAAGGUCACUGCCCAAAGCCACGGUGAACGCCACGGGAUCAUGA